Amaranthus tricolor (Joseph's coat) is the source of this 486-nucleotide messenger RNA. Its product is annotated as 50S ribosomal protein L16, chloroplastic-like. Gene Ontology annotation, cellular component: ribosome; mitochondrial large ribosomal subunit. The transcript has 2 exons. Gene Ontology annotation, molecular function: rRNA binding; structural constituent of ribosome. NCBI's taxonomy places the organism in Eukaryota, Viridiplantae, Streptophyta, Magnoliopsida, Caryophyllales, Amaranthaceae. The coding region runs from base 1 to 486 and encodes 161 amino acids. Gene Ontology annotation, biological process: mitochondrial translation. The record is from RefSeq and is a predicted model, not a curated record.
AUGAAAAAAGCUAUCGAAUUAACUGAACAAGCUGAUACAAAAGGAAUUCAAAUACAAAUUGCAGGCCGUAUCGAUGGAAAAGAAAUUGCACGUAUCGAAUGGAUAAGAGAGGGUAGGGUUCCCCUACAAACCAUUCAUGCGAAAAUUGAUUAUUGUGCCUAUACCGUUCGAACUAUCUAUGGGGCACUUGAACCCGCUUGGAUCACGUCUAGACAAAUAGAAGCCGGGCGACGAGCAAUGACACGAAAUGCACGUCGCGGUGGAAAAAUAUGGGUCUGCGUUUUUCCUGACAAACCUGUUACAGUAAGACCCGCAGAAACCCGUAUGGGUUCGGGGAAAGGAUCUCCCGAAUAUUGGGUAGCUGUUGUCAAACCAGGUCGAAUACUUUAUGAAAUAAGCGGAGUAGCAGAAAAUGUAGCCCGAAGAGCUAUCACAAUAGCGGCAUCAAAAAUGCCUAUACGAACUCAAUUCAUUAUUUCAGGAUAA